Messenger RNA from Epinephelus fuscoguttatus (brown-marbled grouper), 3726 nucleotides. RefSeq names its product nuclear factor 7, brain-like. The transcript has a single exon. The record is from RefSeq and is a predicted model, not a curated record. NCBI's taxonomy places the organism in Eukaryota, Metazoa, Chordata, Actinopteri, Perciformes, Serranidae. Bases 278 to 1762 code for a protein of 494 amino acids. Gene Ontology annotation, molecular function: zinc ion binding; protein binding.
ACUCUGGGAGAAAAUAAGGUCACUGGGACAAUACACGUUCUGAGACACGGACGAUAAGAUUCACCUACAUCCCCAAACCACUAUUUCCCCAGAGAGAGGACAUCUACAUGAGGGAAUACGGAGGAUACUGGAAUACUGCCACUUCCACCAGCUGCUGACUUCACACGCUGAACAGAAGUUUUACAAGAGCGAAGACUCAAAGUGAAACUAAAUUUCAGGAAACAGGGAGUGGCUGAGCUGUCUGCCUGCUGUGAUUUCAGCCUCACUCAGAGACGAAAUGGCUUCAAGACUGGAAAAAGAUUUCUGCUGUUCUGUCUGUCAGGAAGUGUUUAAUAAUCCUGUUGUCCUGUCAUGUAGCCACAGCUUCUGUAGAGACUGUCUGCAGAGCUGGUGGAGAGAGAAACGAACACGCGAGUGUCCACUCUGUAACAGAAGAUCUUCAAAGCCAGAUCCACCUUUAAACCUGGUGUUAAGGAACCUGUGUGAGAGUUUGUUACAGGAGAGAGAUCAGAGAGCCUCAGGGGCUCUCUGCAGUCUGCACUCUGAGAAACUCAAACUCUUCUGUCUGGACCAUCAGCAGCCGGUGUGUGUCGUCUGCAGAGAUUCAGACAAACACACCAACCACAGAUUCAAACCCAUCAAUGAAGCUGCACGACAACACAAGGAGGAACUUCAGGAAACUCUGGAGUCUUUAAAGGAGAAAUUAAAGUUUUCUGAACAUGUUAAGGAGGAAUGUGAUCAAACAGCAGAACACAUUCAGGUCCAGGCCCGACGCACAGAGAGGCAGAUUAAGGAGCAGUUUAAGGAGCUUCACCAGUUUCUAGAAGAGGAAGAGGAGGCCAGGAUGGCUGCACUGAGGGAGGAAGAGGAGCAGAAGAGUCAGAUGAUGAAGGAGAAGAUGGAGGCUCUGAGCAGAGAGAUAGCAGCUCUUUCAGACACAGUCAGAGCCACAGAGGACGAGCUGAGAGCUGAAGACGUCUCAUUCCUGCUCAACUACAAGGCUGCAGUGGACAGAGUCCAGCAGCGCCCCCUGCUGGAUGAUCCACAGCUGCCCUCAGGAGCUCUGAUAGACGAGGCCAAACACCUGGGCAACCUGACCUUCAACAUCUGGAACAAGAUGAGGAACGUGGUCUCCUACACUCCUGUGAUUCUGGACCCAAACACUGCUGAUCCAUAUCUAGCGCUAUCUGAAGAUCUGACCAGUGUGACACCAGGACAGAAACAGCAGCUUCCCGAUAAUCCAGAGAGAAUAAAAUACUGGUCAGUCCUGGGCUCUGAGGGCUUUGACUCAGGGACUCACAGCUGGGAUGUCGACGUUGGAUACAGUAAAGGCUGGACACUGGGUGUGUUAGCAGAGUCCGUCCAGAGGAAGGAACCCAUACAGUCUGGAUUAUGGACAAUACGGUUCUGUGGAGAGAAAUACAGAGUGUUCUCCCCACCAGAUCCAGAAACUGUUCUUGUAACGUGGCAGCGGUUCCAGAGAAUCAGAGUGAAUCUGGACUGGGACAGAGGAGAACUGUCGUUCUUUGAUCCUGAUACUAACACACACAUACACACCUUCACACACACUUUCAAUGAGAGGCUGUUUCCAUUUAUAAAAACUGUGAUUCUCCCGAUGAGGGUUUUACCAAUGAAGGUCUCUGUGACCAUAACAACAGAAAAAGAUGAUGAUGAUGAUGAUGAUGAUGAUGAUGAUGAUUGUCGUCGUCGUCAUCAUCAUCAUGGUGAUGGUAGUGAUGAUGAUAAUUAUGAUGACUAUUAAUCAGUGUGUGACUGUGUUGUUCUGGUGAUAUUGUUGGUUGUCAUGGUGAUGAGGAUGACAUCUACAGUACAACAACAAAUAAGAAACGUGUAAAGAUGUUGGAUUUAGAGUCAAAGACUUUAAAACAACAGGCAAAUAGUAUUAACUAACAAAAAAUCAAUAACUUUUCAUGCGUUUUAAGAUUAUUUUCGUUCAUGUCAAUUUAUUUUUCUGAAUGGUCUGAUCAGUAUGUUUAUUUUAAUAUAGGCCAGAAACAGCGACUGAACAUGGUUGACUUGCAUCAGGUUGAUAGAAUGCUAGAAAAUAAAUUACACUUACAUUUACAAAUCUGGACCAUUUGCUUCAUGAUUAGAUGGUAACUAAUUUGCCAUUUGCAAAUUACUCAAUUGGCUAAAGUUACGAAGCAACCAACAGCAGAUCCACGCGGUGUAGCUGUUACAGCUAGCUCUUUAACUUCAGCUUAGGUUAAGAUUAGCUAUAGUCGGUUGCAUCAACCAUGCUUAUUUGUUAUUUGGCAACCAAGCUGACUAUCAUAGGCAUGCACUGAGAUUUUGUUAGCAAUAAUGUUAAACAGUAAGGUUAAGGUUAGCCAGCUAGAUGUAUUUUAACUAUGCUGUGUUGAUCUGGCAUUGGUUGCUACGUAAAGUAUAAUAUACCUGUUAAAUCAGCCCUGGAGUCUGAAUUAAUUAACUUUUAUUCGCCCAAAGACAGUAUUUUGCAAAGAAACCUAGCUAGCAACUUGUCAGCAUUAGCAAGCAAGCCAACCUUAGCUAACAUUAGCUAGCUAAAACGACAAUGUCACAGUAUAUUUAACAAGUCAGGGUUUUUUUUUAGCACAUGGGGCCACUGAUAUCUAAGAUAAUGUUAGCUAGUGUUGCACACUGUUAUCACUAUAGGGGAGCUAAAGAGAGCCACUCGGGAUUGCACAUGAACUUCACAUCCUUUGAAUUUUCCCUGAAGUUUCAUUCCAAGUCCUUUACUUAGAGAUCAGUCCACAGGCAACAGGCCACAGGAAAGUCUCAGGUUUUAAGUUACAUUAAAAUCUGUUCACAAAAUGUUUGUAGGCUAACGGAAACACAGCAUGUGCUUUGUGUUGUGGUGAGUGCCAGUUGUUUGUUGGCGUUAGCGGACUUAUUUCCUAGCUAAUGUUAGCCAGCGUUGCACACUGUUAGCACUGUAGUGGAGCUGCAGAGGCAAAGCACGGCUUUGGAUUUUUUCACAAAAUUCGUCCUGAGUCCUUUUAUGUAGAAGUCAGUUCACAGGCUGUUACAGGCAAUCGACAAAGUUGGGGAAGAUCUCCAUUUUUAGGUUACUUUAAUAUGUUCAUCCUUUGGCAAUAAAGAAAACGGAAAAAAAAACAUAAAAACAUUAUAUGUGUAAAGUUACAGAAUAAAACUGAACUGAGUUGUUCAUUGAUAUUUACAGUGUCAGAGGGAUUUUUUAUUUAUUAUUUUUUUAAAUUAUCUUUCCAUUGUAAUUCAUUAUGUGUUUCUGUGCAGCUGCACUCAGCAGCUAGAAAAUGAGAUUUCAGCUUCAACUGGAAACUGUGUCAUGAAGCUGAACCUGAGGGCACUUUUGUUUUUGAUUUGUUUUGAUGUUGUAACUUUAAAAUAUAAGGGCUGAAGAGUUGCAGUUAUAGUCGUAAAACUAACUGUUGGAGUUAAAGUAUGUGUUGCUUUGUACAUCAUGCCUCAGUCACACAGUCAUGGAAACCUGCUGUGAGGCACUUUCCUGUCACCAAAGCUUGAUUGGUACAUUAGUGUACUUGUACCUCCCUAAACAACAGUUGUUUUUUUUCCUGAGCUUUCAGCUGCAUCUCACGGUCUUUAUCAGUUAACAGAGUUUUUUCUCUUGCUGUGGAAGUAGUGUUGAAUAUAAUGGAAUAUACCAGUUUGAUUUGCUACAGCACCACUUAUCUAUAAUUUUAACAGAUGCCAGAAUUCAUGUCUUAACAUGUUCUUCAC